AUCUCCAUCUAUUCCAAGCUGCUUCCUUCCUUUCCGUCUCUCACUGCCAUGGUUAAGGAAUCCGACGCCAUGCUCACGCCCGCCAACGCGGCUUCCCCGUCUCACCCGCCCCGGCCAAGCCGCAGAGCGCGGCCAGCCAACUUCCAGCUGAGCUAGCUCCUCGCGCAUCUCCUUCUCCCGCCACGCGCGCUGCUUUAAACUUCGCUUGCUCCACCCCCUCACCAAACCCUACAAAUAUACUAAUGCACUCACGUUCCCACUCGCCAAGCAAGAACCAAAGAAGCCAAGAGCUCAUCGCCAGUCCACCAAGAAAGAUCCUAGAGAGCAAUCGACACUUGAGCCUGCGAUCCAUGGACUACGACGUCGGGUGCGACGACCACGAGGGGGAGUACGCGACGGUGAUGUCGGCGCCGCCGAAGCGCCCCGCGGGGCGGACCAAGUUCCGGGAGACGCGGCACCCGGUGUACCGCGGCGUGCGGCGGCGCGGGCCCGCGGGCCGGUGGGUCUGCGAGGUGCGGGAGCCCAACAAGAAGUCCCGCAUCUGGCUCGGCACCUUCGCCACCGCCGAGGCCGCGGCGCGGGCGCACGACGUCGCCGCGCUCGCCCUCCGGGGCCGCACGGCUUGCCUCAACUUCGCCGACUCGGCGCGCCUGCUCCGCGUCGACCCGGCCACGCUCACCACGCCCGAGGACAUCCGGCGCGCCGCCAUCGAGCUCGCAGAGGCGUCGUGCCAGCAGGACGCAGGAGCCGCCGUGGCGUCCACGUCCGCCGUCGAGGCGGCGGUGCCACCGAUGAUGCACCAGCAGGAGGCCGCGCCGUACGACUACGCAGCAAUGUACGGCAACAUGGAUUUCGACCACUCGUAUUACUACGACGGGAUGGGCGGCGGCGGCGACUGGCAGACCAGCUGGCAUAUGGACGACGACGACGACGGCAGCGGCGCCGCCGGAUGCGGCAGCGAUAUGACACUGUGGAGCUACUGACUUCGGAGCAGACUUGAGCUGCUAUUCUAAAGUCUAAACCGUAGGAGGUUGAAAAAGAAAAGUUUGAGUUGAUAGGGAGUUUUGGAGGGAGGUUUAAUUUAAUUCAUUUUUGUAAACGACCGAACGGCAAAGGGCAUGCCAAAAAGCAUUUCGCCGUUCUUUUUUUUUUUUGUUGCGAAAUCAAAUAAAAAAACUUACUCCGCCUAAGGUUAUUUUAUGAAA
Messenger RNA from Phragmites australis (common reed), 1205 nucleotides. RefSeq names its product dehydration-responsive element-binding protein 1C-like. Gene Ontology annotation, molecular function: DNA binding; DNA-binding transcription factor activity. Lineage: Eukaryota; Viridiplantae; Streptophyta; Magnoliopsida; Poales; Poaceae. The record is from RefSeq and is a predicted model, not a curated record. Gene Ontology annotation, biological process: regulation of DNA-templated transcription. The coding region runs from base 243 to 983 and encodes 246 amino acids. The transcript has a single exon.